CGUCUCCAUGGUUACAACUCAGAAUGUUUUUCCGUAUCGUACGGUUUCAACAUCUCUGCUAGCUAGAACAGUGGGUUGGAAAAAAGUUUUCUACAAACAAAAUGAGUUACUCUAUCACCCAAAUUAUUACUAAGAACAAAGAUAACUUUAAAGCUGUGAUAUCGGAGCGGCCUUAUGACUGUUUAUAUGAUCCAGUUUACACCGUGUCCUCAGAGGUGGACCACACCAGGGCCAAUUUCAAGGCUUAUGCAGCGAGAGGUCGAUUUAGAAAAGUACCUGAGUUUGUGUCGAUGUUCAGCAGCAAGCCCCAGUACACUCUUAAACUGGACCCAGCAGAGCCAGUACCGUCCUAUUCUGAUUACCACUGGCGAGGACAUGCUGAGCAGCGCAGGGAGGCCCUGCAGCAACUGGCUGGGGUUAAUCCAAAUGCUCAGACAUGCCAUGUGACUGGAGCCGAUUACUGGAAAUACUUUAAGCGUCCUUUGAUUCCAUUUGAACAAAAGUUUCCACCAGAUGUUAUAUUUGAAUUUUCAAGCGAAGAUUUUACACCCACUGAUAAGGAGCAUCAACCCGCCCAGCGCUCUGUGGGGGUUCAGACAGACUACAGAGAAAGUGAAACACAGACUGACCCGUACAGCCCUGAGUAUGUUCUACCGCCUGGGGCGAGUCCCUCAGAGCUCCUGCAACUGGCAGCACUGACUUGGGGUCAUGGCUUGCCAGCAGGGCUCGCUGAGGUGGAAAUGAUAGAGCGGGCACGUGCAAAGCGAGUUUGGGAGGCCAGCCUUCCUCCACUGCAUGAUCUGAGCCAGCUCGACAAGAGGAGGCGUAUGAUGGAGGAGAUGGAGGCCAAGGAGUGGGCUUUCAGGGAAGGGGAAAUCCAAAAACUGCAGGAGGCUCGCCUUGCUGUGCUGGAGGAGCUGCUGAUGGAGAGAGAUGAAGCUCAGAAGGAUGCUACAUAUGACAGAUUAACCCAAAUAUACUCUAAGCACCUGAGAGACAAGGAGCUUAAGCCCGAGAAAACCCACAAUGACUACAUGAGGUCGCUUAGAAAACUGGAAGCUAAGAGGAAAAAUGUGGAGGGAAAACUACAGCAAAGGGACAUCGUUACUGAUUGUCAGACUCACAAAGUAAAGUUCACUAAUGGCAACAAGUUCGAGAGCCACUAUUUAGAUACACAUGAAGGCUUACAAGAGCUAGAGGCAGGACUAGAGGUGUCUUUCAAGCGAUGGAAUAAACAGUGUAAAGAUGUCAAGGAUGUGAAGAAGUCUGCUGCUCAAAAAGCCGUGGAGCUACUGAAGGAUUACAAGGCCUUCAGGGAGGAGGAGGGCAAGGAGAUUACAGGGAAAGCCCUACGUUUUCUGAUCGAAAAGGAGAAGCCUCCUACUCCUCCUGUCACUCCAAAGGUAGAAAGCCCCACAGAGGAGAUGGAGCAAACAGAGCUUGCAGUAAUCUAUCUGCAGAAACUCCUGAGGGGAAGAAGUGUCCAGUAUGAGAUGUUCAAGAACAAAGAAAACCAGCUGGAGCUCAUCCAGGAAUGGAGAUACGCCCAUGCUCUGCAGAGUGAGGAGCAGCAGCUACAGAAAGCUCACAAAGAGCUUAUAAUGACCCUGAAGAAGCAGAGGGAUUGGCAGAUGCAAAAGGAUUUGCAGGAGGAAGCGCAACAGGCCUCAGUGGUCGGUGAGGUGCUUGCACAGCUGUUCGACACCUUGUCCAAGGAGCUGAUUCAUCUCCAGGAGGAGCGCAGGAUCCACGCUUUCACGCUGCUGGCUGAGAGAGAGCGCCGUCAACGGGAGGCAGAGGAGAGCGGGAGGCGUCAGGUGGAGGAGCGUAGGCGCAGAGAAAGAGACGAAAUCUUCAGACAAAUAGUGCAGGUGCACCAGGAAAGUGUGGAUAUGUAUUUAGAGGACAUGAUCUUGGGAUAUGUGGAGCAUGUGGCUGACGACCAGGCCAGAGAGGAGAUCCACUGGAAGGCAAAGCAGCUCAAUGAUGUUGCUUAUGCCAUGGAGAAAAGUGACAGUCUUCAGUCAGAGGAGAUAGUGUCAGAGAUGGUGUUCAGCUUUCUUAUCCCUGAAAUUGACAAGAUCAGUGUCAGGCAAAGAGUGCACUUGAAGCAGCAGAGACACUUGGAGGCGGCUCGGAGUAUCGUUCAGGGGCAUGAAUCACCUACUGGGAUCCAUCCUCCCGAAACCUCACAGGUGACCAUCACAAGUAUAAAAACCUCUUGUCAGGCUGAGGAGGAGAUGACGAGCCAAGAGGAGCAAGGAAAACAAACACAGCCGUCACAUGUUCCAAAUAAAGAAGGGAGUGAAGAUUAAAACUGAGCAGCUUCAAUAUCCGAUCUGAAUCUUUAAGAAAUCAGUCUCAUACCACUCAUUCUAGAUUUUUAGGAAAUGAAAUCCUGAGGAGCAUCAUUUUGAUCUACGGUUGCAGUGUUUCGAUAAAAUCAUCAUAUUUAACCUAAGUUUUGAAGGAACCUGGACUGAAGGGGCAGGCAGAAGAUAUCUACAGGGUUGAAGUUGACUGACGUCUUUGUGUUACUUCGUCGCAGCAGUUGGUAACAUCUCUAAAAACUUCUUAUUUUUAUUUGACUGAUUUAAUAUUUGUUGGACUCUGUUUUACUGAGGGAUUAUUCAACAAAAUAAAUGAUCUGUCUGUCUAUUAUAUAUCUAUAUAUAAAAUCUAAAAAAAUGUUUGGUUUCUUUGUAUUUUCUUGCUGUACAGCUUAUUGAAUAAAAGUAUUUUAAACAUU
Girardinichthys multiradiatus is the source of this 2749-nucleotide messenger RNA. It is a transcript of the gene cfap91, whose product is annotated as cilia and flagella associated protein 91. The coding region runs from base 102 to 2315 and encodes 737 amino acids. The transcript has 17 exons. Lineage: Eukaryota; Metazoa; Chordata; Actinopteri; Cyprinodontiformes; Goodeidae. The record is from RefSeq and is a predicted model, not a curated record.